GGUAGGUACCUACAUGGAGGGUAGAGGUAUACCUACUUACCUACCCUCCAUAGUAGGUAGGUAUUGUACGUGCCAUUGCAAAGUUAACUUAGAAAUAGAAUAUUGAAGUGUAUUAUCUAUGGCUAUGGAGUACUAAUAGUACUUUAAAAUAUACUAAAAUAAGACAUGACUUAAAGGUCUUAGUUACCAGGUCAUAAAAUCCCAUUAAAAAAGCUUAAUAUUUGCCAAUUUUGCCAUUAUUUGCGACUUUUGAGAGGGACGUCACUUCACAAUCACUUAAUUCACAAUUCACAUCACUGAUACUGAUCACAGUGAUCACACUAGAUUUGCUAUUAGUUGAAAGAGGAAGCGUUGUCAAGGAUUAAAUUUAACAAUUUCUAUAGAUUACUUUUGCACUAUUCAGAUACAGAAAAAAAAUUAACGCUCACUUUGAUUAUUGAUUUGAGCAGUAAUUAUAAAAAUUAUUAAUUAUUAAUUUUUAUCUUUCACUGUUCACAAACUACUGCAAAAUAAAAUGCAAGUGCAUUUCCAUGGAAGUAUCAAACUCCUGAAACGAACGAAUUUGCUGUGAAUUGUGAUAUUAAUAAAACAAAUCAUGAUAAUGAAUGUUCCAAUACGAUUCAAAGUAGGAGAGUUUCAGAGUUUUAGUUGGUUAUACAGUGCUGCACCUUGUUUUCCUGUGAGUGCUACCAAAGUAUCAAUUUCUGAAGACCCUAAGAAGUUCUACGACACCUUAUGCGAUAGGUUUGGAAAUGCUAAAAACAGAAUAUCAGUAGCCAGUCUAUAUGUUGGAAAUGGGAACUUAGAAAAUAAUCUUCUUGAGAGUGCAAAAGAAAACUUAAUAAAUAGAAAAACUUUAACUUUAAGCCUACUAUUAGAUUAUCAAAGAGGAACUCGUGGUAACCAAAACUCAGUAACUUUAUUUCAGAAAUAUUUCCUUGAUUUGUCUGAACAAUGUAAACUGUAUUUAUACCAAACUCCAAGGCUUCAGGGAUUAUGGUCCAAAGUUCUGCCAUCAAGAUAUAAUGAAAUUGUAGGAUUACAACAUAUGAAACUAUACAUAGUUGAUGACAGAGUUUUACUGAGCGGUGCAAAUUGUUCAAAUGACUACUUCAUGCAGAGACAAGACCGCUAUAUAGAAAUAGAUGAUCCUGAUCUUGCCAACUUCUAUAGAGACAUUAUAGAUGAGGUGAGCAAAUACAGCAAAAGAUGUGAGAAUCAAGAUAUUGUUAGUGAUAAGAAAUUGACAAAAGAGAAAAUGAUUCAAGAUAUGAAGAAUAAUAUUUGUAAUGUCAUAUAUAAGUGGCAGCAGUUGCAGCUCUCAAAAUUGUCUACAAGUGGAGAUUCAAGUUUGGACACUUGGGUGUUCCCACUCAUACAAAUGGGAGAGUUCAACAUAACACAAGAUGAAUAUGUUACUAGAAAGUUGAUGGUGUCCGCGCCAAAAGGCUCUCACCUACAACUUGCAACUGGAUAUUUUAAUCUCACAGAGCAAUAUACGCGGACGCUUCUCGAUCAAUGUAAAGCAAAUGUAAGCCUGUUAAUGGCACAUCCAAAUGCUAACGGCUUUCUGGGAGCUGCGGGACCAGCAGGAGGAAUACCAUUUGCAUAUUCGUUAAUAGCUAAACAAUUUUGGCAAAGGGUUGUUGAUUCGAAUCAAGCAAGUCGAAUAAGGAUGUUAGAAUAUGAACGUCCUGGGUGGACGUUUCACGCGAAAGGCUUAUGGUACUACCCGCCGGGUAGCGACGUGCCGUGGGCCACUGUAAUAGGGUCUGCGAAUCUCGGGGAGCGAUCGGUGAAACGCGACCUCGAAGCCCAAGCCGCCAUUUUCACCGUAUCACCUGAAUUACAGGCGAGGCUUCAGCAAGAGACCAAGAGACUACACAGUUACUCUAAAGAGUGCGGAGAGGAGCUUUUAUCUAGAGAAACUCCGAAGUGGGUGCGUGCGACAGUCAAACUGUUCAGAACAUACUUUUAAUUUGUUAGAAGUGAAAUAAAUUUUAGUUAAAAGCUAAUGAAAUAAAGCUUUUUUACCAAUU
Molecule: messenger RNA, 2039 nt
Organism: Bombyx mori (domestic silkworm)
Lineage: Eukaryota; Metazoa; Arthropoda; Insecta; Lepidoptera; Bombycidae
Gene: PGS1
Product: CDP-diacylglycerol--glycerol-3-phosphate 3-phosphatidyltransferase, mitochondrial
Exons: 7
Coding region: 596-1978 (460 amino acids)
Biological process (GO): cardiolipin biosynthetic process
Cellular component (GO): mitochondrion
Molecular function (GO): CDP-diacylglycerol-glycerol-3-phosphate 3-phosphatidyltransferase activity
Source: RefSeq, a predicted model, not a curated record